This is a messenger RNA of Miniopterus natalensis, 3842 nucleotides long. NCBI's taxonomy places the organism in Eukaryota, Metazoa, Chordata, Mammalia, Chiroptera, Miniopteridae. The record is from RefSeq and is a predicted model, not a curated record.
UUCCCUCUCUGCUGUCCACUCUCUCUAAAAAUCAAUGGAAAAAAAUAUGCUCACCAUCAUCUGAGCCUUCAGGAAGUUGUAAUCUUAUUGCUGGUGGAGGUUCUUAUCUCCAUAUUGAUGAAAACACAGUAUCUGCCAAAUGCAAUAAAUCGAGGCUCAAUAAACAAAGUAUGUCUGUUCUCUAACAGUCUGGAGAACUUUAGGACAGUAUUGCCAGUUAGACUUUGUUAUAGUUGGAAUUCUACAAGCCUCUGGGACUGUUUGUUUUUGGUGAUGAGAAUAGAAGAAAAAGCUUCCAGUUCUUCACUUUGUUUUUAUUCAUCGAAACCUCAUGCAGAUGAGGUUUCAUGGGGUGCUGUAAAUAGGUAAUAAGUAGAGAGAUGAAAGGAUUUUUUCACAAGGAACUGAUGGUUUUAAAAUAAUAACAUUUGUUUUAUUUGUGUAGCAGUUCUGUCAUUUCCUAGCAUCUGAACCCUGCCAUUAGCCAAAAAUAUGAUGUAAUGGGAUUAGAGUAAAAAUGUGUUGCUAAUUUUUACUUGUUUAUGAUGGUGUUAAUCAUAUAAGGAGUUAGGUGUUGAUAGAAAAUAAAUUUUUGAUGUUUAACUCAUAGCAUAAACGUUUGGAGAUAAUAGAAUCAUAUGUAUGUAACCUUCCAAUAAAUGAAGCCUGGGGGUCCAGUGCUGAUAGUCUCACACAUCCUACUCUACACGUAUUGGGAUGUUUUAGGACUCAGUGGCCUUUGAGGAUGUGGCUGUGAACUUCAGUUUGGAGGAGUGGGUUUUACUGGAUCCUUCACAGAAGAAACUCUACAGAGAUGUGAUGAGGGAAACCUUCUGGAACCUGGUUUCCAUAGGUAAAAAAUGCAAAGAUGUUGAUAUGGAAGAUCAGUACAAAAACCAGGGAAGAAAACAAAGAAUUCAAAUGGUAGAGAAACUCUGUAAAGGAGAAAAAAGUAGUCAACAUGGAGAAAACUUCAGCUUUAUUACAAAUCUUAAUGUGAAGAAGAAGACUUUUCCUGCAGUAAAACCAUGGGAAUACAGUGUGUGUGGGAAAUUCUUCAUGGAUCAUUCAUCUAGUAAUAGGCACACCAGCUGCCACACUGGACACAAGCCAUCUGAGUAUCAUAAAUAUGGAGAGAAACCAUAUAAAUGUAACAUAUGUGGAAGAGCUUUCACUUAUCUUCAAUGUUUUGAAAAACAUGAACAAAAUCACAAUGUUGAGAAACCCUAUAAAUGUGAGGAAUGUGGGAAAACGUUCAUGUGGCUCAAAACCCUUCAAAAACACAUGAUCACACAUACUGUAGAUGCUCCUUAUAAAUGUAAGGUGUGUGCAAAAACUUUUAGUUCUUCAGCUUCACUGCAAAUAUGUGAAAGAACCCACACAGGAGAGAAGCCCUAUCAAUGUAAACACUGUGGAAAAGCCUUCAGAUGUUAUAAAAGUUUUCAGAGACAUGAAAGAAAUCACACUGAAGAGAAACCUUAUCAAUGUAAAAAAUGUGGUAAAGCAUUCAUGUAUCCCAGUUACCUUCGAAUACAUGAAACAACCCACACUGAUGAGAAACCUUAUGAAUGUAAGGAAUGUGGAAAGGCCUUCAGAUCUUACAGUGCAUUACAGCCACACAGAAGAACUCAUGUAGGAGAGAAACCCUAUGAAUGUAAGGAAUGUGGAAAAGCCUUCAGUAAUUAUAGGUCCUUACAAAUACAUGAAAGGUCUCACACUGGAGAGAAACCCUAUGAGUGUAAACAUUGUGGUAAAGCAUUCAGUGCUCCCAAUUAUCUUCGAAAACAUGAAAGAACUCAUAUUGCAGAAAAACCAUAUAAAUGUAAGGAAUGUGGAAAAGCCUUUAGGUUUUCUAAUUCCUUACAAACACAUGAAAGGACUCACACAGGAGAGAAACCCUAUGAAUGUAAAGAAUGUGGAAAAGCCUUCAGAUCUUCUGGUAACUUACAAACACAUGAAAGAACUCACACAGGAGAGAAACCCUACAGAUGUAAGGAAUGUGAAAAAUCCUUCAGAUAUUCCAGUUCUUUACAAAUGCACAAGAGGACUCACAAAGGAGAGGAACCCUAUGUAUGUAAAAAAUGUAGUAAAGCAUUCAGAUAUCCCAGUAAUCUUCGAAUACAUGAAAGAAUUCACAGUGGAGAGAGACCCUAUGAAUGUAAGCAAUGUGGAAAGUCCUUCAUAUCUUGCAGUUCCUUACAAACUCAUGAAAGGACUCAUACUGGAGAGAAGCCCUUUGAAUGUAAACAUUGUGGUAAAGCCUUUAUUUCUCAAAAAUCCCUUCAAAGACACAUGAAAAUGCAUACUUAAAUAACACCUUAUCAAUGCAAGGAAUGUGGGAAAGGCUUUAGUUCUUCAACUUCUCUUCAAACGUGUGAGAGAACCCACGCUGGAGAGAAGGCCUAUCAAUGUAAAAAAUGUAGUAAAACAUUCAGACAUCCCAGUCAACUUCAAGUUCAUGAACGAACUCACAGUGCAGAGAAACCAUAUGAAUGUAGGGUAUGUGGGAAGACCUUCAAAUACUUCAAAUCCCUAGAACCACACAAGAUGACUCACACAGCAGAAAAACCCUAUGAAUGUAAGGAAUGUGGAAGAGCAUUCAGACAUUACAGUUCCUUAGAAAUACAUAAAAGGUUUCACACUGGAGAGAAAUCCUAUGAAUGUAAACAUUGUGGUAAAGCCUUUAGUUAUCACAGCUCCCUUAAAGGACACAUGAAAAUGCACACUGGAAAUACGCCUUAUCAAUGUAAGGAAUGUGGGAAAGUAUUCACUCUUGUUAGUUGUCUUCGAAGACAUGAAAGAACUCAUACUGAAGAGAAACCCUAUGAGUGCAGGAUAUGUGGGAAGACCUUCAAAUAUUUCAGAUCCUUAGAACCACACAAAAUGACUCACACGGGAGAAAAACCCUAUGAAUGUAAGGAAUGUGGAAGAGCAUUCAGAUACUAUAGCUCCUUAGAAAUACACAGAAAGUUUCACACUGGAGAGAAAUCCUAUGAAUGUAAACAUUGUGGUAAAGCCUAUAGUUAUCCCAGCUCCCUUAAAGGACACAUGAAAAUGCACACUGGAAAUACACCUUAUCAGUGUAAGGAAUGUGGGAAAGCAUUCACUUGCCUUAGUUUGUUACAGAGACAUGAAAGGACUCACACUGGAGAGAAACCCUAUGAAUGUAAACAAUGUGGUAAAACCUAUAAAGAUCAUAGUAACUUACAAACACAUGAAAGAAAUCAUACUGGAGAGAAACCCUUUAAAUGUAAGGAAUGUAGAAAAGCCUUCAAUUGUAACAAAAACCUUCAGUUACAUGUGAAAAGGCACAAUGGAAACAAACCAUAUAAAUGUGAAGAAUGUGGGAAAGCCUUUGUUGAUGGCUCAUCCUUACGAAGGCAUAAGAGGAUUCAUGUAAAACCUAGUGAAUGUAAAUAGUGUGGGAAAGACUUAAGUUAUUCCUCAUCUUUCUGGAGACAUCAGAGGACUCACUGGAGAAAACCUCAUGGAUGCAAAGAAUGGGGAAGAUUUCAGUUGGCCCAUAUCUUUAUAUGUGAAAACUCCCACCAAAAGGAACAAAAAUGUAAAUAACCUGAUAAGGCUUGAUGGAAAUUAAUUUAUGUAUACUGUUCCAGAAAACUUUCAAGGUUAAGGAGUUUUUUUAAAAAUUGUAAAUAAUUUUGUUUACCAAGUUUCUUUCUUAAAGUGUAUUAUUGGGAUGUGGAUGUCUAUUUCUGUUGACCCUUGAACAACUCAGGGAUUAAGGGUGCCAACCACCCACCUAGUCGAAGAUCUUUUUUUUAAUCCUCACUGAGGAUAUUUUUUCCAUUGCUUUUCAGAGAGAGUGGAAGGGAGGGAGA